Molecule: messenger RNA, 2652 nt
Organism: Alligator sinensis (Chinese alligator)
Lineage: Eukaryota; Metazoa; Chordata; Crocodylia; Alligatoridae
Product: palmitoyltransferase ZDHHC3-like
Exons: 8
Coding region: 74-928 (284 amino acids)
Biological process (GO): peptidyl-L-cysteine S-palmitoylation; protein targeting to membrane
Cellular component (GO): endoplasmic reticulum; Golgi apparatus
Molecular function (GO): protein-cysteine S-palmitoyltransferase activity
Source: RefSeq, a predicted model, not a curated record
CCCUCGAUUUGCUGGCAGCGCUCCCACCAAUGCAGCCCAGGAUGCUGAGAACCUGGUGUGGCUCCCUGCCUCCAUGACCCCAGCUGCUUGCUCUCUCCAGCCCCAGGGGAGCCCAGGGACAGGCGAUCUGGUGCUGGGCUGCACGUCUGACAGGCGUUGCUCUUUUGGUUCCAGCCUCUGGUGCCCAUUCCAUGCGGUGGCGUUUAACCUCAUCGUCUUCAUGCUGCUGGCCUGUCACACACGAGCUGUGUUUGCUGAUCCAGGCAUGGUCCCUCUCCCUGACACCGCUAUCGACUUCUCUGAUCUGCGCAGUGGCACGCCCCACAAGAAUGACCGGGGCAAUGAGGACUGGACAGUGUGCAAUCGCUGUGAGACGUACCGGCCACCCCGAGCGCACCACUGCCGCAUCUGCCACCGCUGCGUGCGCCGCAUGGAUCACCACUGCCCCUGGAUAAACAACUGCGUGGGCGAAUUAAACCAGAAAUACUUCAUCCAGUUCCUCUUCUACACGGGGCUGGCCAGCCUCUAUGCCAUGGGGCUGGUGCUGACCACCUGGCUGUGGCCAGCAGACAAGGGAUUGUCAGAGAACGUGGCAGAAGCAGAUGGAGGCGCCUCAAACAGCCACGUCCACAUGGCCCACUGCAUCAUCCUACUGGUGGAGUCCGUCCUCUUUGGCCUCUUCGUCACAGUCAUAUUCUACGACCAGGUGGUCUCCAUCAUCACAGAUGAGACCCCGAUCGAGCAGCUGAGGAACCGGCUACUGAAGGAGGCGAACCGGGAGGUGGCACACACACGGAAGCCCAAGAUUGCCCUGUUGCGGGAGGUGUUCGGGCGAGGCUUUGUGAUCUGCUGGUUUUUCCCCUGUAACUGCAGCCCACCCUCAGGUGGGGGCCCGUCCUACAGCUACCUGCCCAACUAUGAUGUAUGACCUCCUGGCUGCAGCAGUUCCUUUGCCCUGCCAUCACCUGGGCAGCUGCUGCCUCUUGCCUGUGGCCCCAGGGAGACGGAUGACAUUCAUCUGUUUCUGUUGGCUUUGCAGAGCUGGCCCGAGAGUGGCCUUGCACUAGGCAGGUGCACCGAAGCCAGACAUAUCAGCGGGGGUGCUGGCUGGGCACCUGCCUUCCUUGGGAAGCAGCAACUGAGAGCUGGUGCACUCUCCAGCCUCUGUGCUGGACUCCCCAUAGCAUCAGGGCUGCCGACAGUCUCUGUUGGCUCUGGAGUGCCUCUUCUGCAGUGGUGGCCCUUUCCACACUGCCAUGAGGACAUGCUCAUCUGCUCCCCUGCUGUGCUCUUUGCAGUCCGAUCAGUGUUAAUUGUUGCCUGGGAGCCUCCAUCAUGUACUCGAGGUGCUGGUGCCAAGUACUACACAAACAGAACAAGGAGCCCCACAAGCCCAUGGGAGACACUGGUGGGAGCACAGAGCAUGGCAGCCAGCCACAGACAGGCACUGUGGCUAAUUGUGAUGUGAAGGUAGAAGGCAAAGAAGCUCCCCCAAGUAAGGGGGGCUGGAGAGGAUGAUGUGGCUUGUCCCCGGGAACUAGCCCUCCCAUUUGCCAGGGAAGGGUGUCAUGCUGACUGCCCAGGUGGCAGGGGCCCAGCCCUUGGAGCACAAUGGAAUGAGGCAGGGCAGUAUCCCUGGUCCCUGUUAAUCUGCUGUGUGGCCCCCAGAGCAGGUGCAGCCCUUGCGCAGCACUGCUUGUGACCUAGGCUGUCACUGCCCCAACUUCCCACCCAGACCACCCUGGGCAGUCUGGUUGGACACUGGCCCCAGGCACCACAGGUCAAACCCUUCCACUGGAGCGGGGUGGGCAUGCUGCUAUGCUGAGGCUGCCUGCAGGGAUCCUGCUCCUGCCAGGCACAGGCAGUGCCCACCUCUCCCACACGCAGCGAGGCUGGUGAACAGGCUGCUGGCCCAGGUGCUGAGGGCAGUGGGUGUCAGGACAGCUCAGGCAAAAGGUAGGAACCCUUCCCUUGCCCUGCACUAUUGCAGCUGGCCCCUCUGGCAUGCUCCUCGCUCGGCUGGGAAGCGGGGCAUGGGGUCUGGGGUACUGUCAGGUGUCAGAGUGGUCAAGGCUGCCUGGAGUAGCUGCCCAGUGGCCUGGGGUUUCCUGAUGGCAGGGCCUCCCCACCACCUGCGGGUGCAGGACUGAGCUGUGCCACUGUGGUAGAGCCUGCUGGAUUCUGCGAGUUCGUGCUGGCUUGGUUCUGGGUUGACCGCCGUGCUCCCUCAUUUGAGGUGACCUGGGGCUGGUGCCCCAGCCCAGCUGCUCCUUCCCCUGUGGGAGCAUGCAGGGCAGCUGGCUGUCUCCACUCUCCAGGGUGGCUGGUAGCACAGCCUGGCCCCUGCUCCCUGCAAGCACCUGCAUCCCUGGCAAUGCCCUCCCCUCUGCCUGGCGCCUCCCCCAGGGCCCUGUUCAAGUAGCCCCUGGCCCAUGAGCAUCACUGGGAGACCUGGAGAGAGUGGCUGAACCCCAGACCCACCAUUCUGGUCCCAGAUGGACCAGCCUCCUCGGAAGCCUCCAGGGAAGGAGACUGCAACUUCUUGAGGCUGCUGGGACCCCAUACUGGGGUUGGCUGGAGUCCUGCCUCCCCUGUGUGUUACAAGUCACCACGGAGGAGAGCUGCAUUAAUAAAGUCUCUUCCUUGGUGGGA